Molecule: messenger RNA, 1101 nt
Organism: Pestalotiopsis fici W106-1
Lineage: Eukaryota; Fungi; Ascomycota; Sordariomycetes; Amphisphaeriales; Sporocadaceae
Exons: 2
Coding region: 1-1101 (366 amino acids)
Molecular function (GO): ferric iron binding; oxidoreductase activity, acting on single donors with incorporation of molecular oxygen, incorporation of two atoms of oxygen
Source: RefSeq, a predicted model, not a curated record
AUGCACAUUUCUUCGUCAAUCCUCUUUAGCCUGUCGGCUAUGGCCAGUAUGGUCUCUGCCCACGGGAGCCACAGCAUUGCCCAGGAGCUGGCCGAACGCAAGGAGUUUCUCAAAAGCUCUGGCCUCAAGAGUGCCGACCUCAGCCACUGCGCAAAUAAGCUCAAGAGCCGGGGUCUGGACUCUACCAACGCUGCCCGCCGGGCUGCUCGUGUUCAGGAGAUUCGUAACCGUCGAGGCUUGAAGAAGCGCGACCUCGACUCGGUCUUGGCCGCCUCGCACAACGAGACGAGCCUUGGUUACACACCCAACACUGAUGCCGCAACUCUAUUUGGGCAGGACUCUGCUUGUAUCAUGAUGCCCCAGGUCACACAAGGGCCGUACUGCAAGUACCCCCAGCAUGUUGGCGGCGAGCUCAUCCGCAGCGACAUUACCGAAGACCAAGCGGGUAUCGACCUGUACCUGGACCUCCAAGUCAUUGACGUGAACACGUGCGAGCCGCACCCCGACUUGUGGCUCGAGAUCUGGCACUGCAACUCGACGGGCGUCUACUCGGGCAUCAUUGCCGACGGCAACGGCGACACCAACGACACGGCCAACAUCAACACGACCUGGCUGCGCGGCAUCACCCAGACCGACGCCGACGGCGUGGCCGAGUUCAGCACCAUCUUCCCGGGCCACUACACGGGACGCGCCACCCAUAUUCACACCUUUAUUCACCAAAACGCCACCUUGUUCCCCAACGGGACGCUGGGCAACAAUCACAUCCAGACGAGCCACGUUGGCCAGGGCUUCUUUGACCAGACGCUCAUUGCCGCCGUUGAGGCCAACGCGCCGUACAGUACCAACACCCAGACGCUGACCACCAAUGCCGAAGACAGUAUCCUAGCUACCGAGGCGGCCGAUAUCGACCCCUUUUUCGAAUAUACCCUGUUGGGCGAUUCGAUUGCCGAUGGCCUGUUUGCUUGGAUGUCCUACGGUAUCAACAGCACCUAUAUUGAGAAUAUCGUCCCAGCUGCCUUUCACUAUGCCGACGGCGGUGCACUUAACCCAGACUCAGCUCAGUCUGUCUGGUUUCCCGCUCCUACUCCUAUCAACUCUUGA